Penicillium macrosclerotiorum is the source of this 1380-nucleotide messenger RNA. RefSeq names its product Zn(II)2Cys6 transcription factor domain-containing protein. Gene Ontology annotation, biological process: regulation of DNA-templated transcription. The coding region runs from base 1 to 1380 and encodes 459 amino acids. NCBI's taxonomy places the organism in Eukaryota, Fungi, Ascomycota, Eurotiomycetes, Eurotiales, Aspergillaceae. The transcript has a single exon. Gene Ontology annotation, molecular function: DNA-binding transcription factor activity, RNA polymerase II-specific; zinc ion binding. The record is from RefSeq and is a predicted model, not a curated record.
AUGUCCACCAACACCGAACCCGCGGAACCAUUGCCCAGUCGACAAUCCUGCGACCGAUGUCACGGCCAAAAGCUUCGAUGCUCGCGCAAGAGCCCCGGUAAAACCGAUCCCUGCGUUCGGUGCCUCCGGCAAGGCGCCCGGUGUGUCUAUAGCGCCACGCUGAGAAAAGGCCGUCGUCCGAGUGGCCAUCGCCAAGCCGGCGCUACGUCGAGAUCUCCCGCGGCUGCCGUGCUAUCGGAUCCUGGAGAAAUCGACGGCGGCCCUCUUCUUCCCUUGGACUGCACCGGGGCUGCUGUAUGGCCAUGGGAGCCAACGUCGGUGUGCUUUGGGGCCGACGUCAACCUCGCGGCGGCGGGCGAACUGCCGGGGUCGCUGCCCGAUAUAGACAUGGACUGGGCUCUUGCAACGCCUCUAUUAUCGCACCCGCCUCAUCUAACGCCCCCGCUAGAUCGCAUUGAUGCAGUUCUGGAAGCCUGGGGAACCGAAGAAGCCGCAAAUGUUGGAGAUAACAUCGCACAGCUGUCGGAACUGAGCGUCCGUCUUUAUCCCCUGUAUCGAUCAAGUGGAGUCUUCACCACGAUGCGGCGCUCAAGGGAUCUUCACCGCUCACUGAUUGGGGACUCUCUCUUCGAGUCUAUCGCGGAGUGGUUGGUUCCAGACGGCACUCGGAUAUUGCCUGCAAUGAUGAGCCAGAGCACUGUUCCAUCCCCAAACCGAGGAACUGCGACUAGCACUGGUACAGGAACGAACAUUCUGUACGAAACGCUGUCUGCUUCGCGCCAGCUACUGUGCAUUCUGUGCAGCUUGCAAAUCAGUCAACCCUCUACCCAUGGACGUAAAGCAUCCACGGGGGCGUUGGCCGAUCGCUCCCAUUCUACAGCUGCAAGUCGGAUCCAACCACCUGCUCCUGACAAUUCCGACGAGCUUCUCCUCGAUGCCACAGGCGGAGGUAGCUCUCCUCCUGCUUCAGGACACAUGUCUCUCACGGCAGGAUCUGACCCUGUCAUCCGGCACCUCGUGCUGGCCUGCCACACUCUAAUCCUUAACACCUACAGCGAAAUCCUGGCUACUUUGCAACACGAUGCGGACAUGCAGCAUAGUGGAACUAACCUUCUGGGAGCCGAUCACUCGUCGGACGUCCAGACCCAGUCCCAGGCUGAUCUGCGGAUCGUGAUGGUAGUGCAACUGACUUCCUAUUUCAUUCAACGCCUCUGCCAGGCCGUUGAAGCCAUACUGUCCGCUCUGCCAUCUGCGCAACGAGAUCGUGCAUUGCAUAGGAAUACAACAGGGCCAUCCGGUGCUGCCAGUGGAGCGAUUCGGGAUUUAGAAAUCCAGGUCCAGCAGCGGCUGGUGCGUCUGCAGCAAACCCUUCGUCUUUAG